AUGAGGACAAGAAUCGGAAUUUACUUGGGACUCUAUUGCGAGUCGCAUGCCAUUACAGCAGCUACGGCGCGCAACUCCUUGAGUCAGCGUGUCUUCUUCAUGGUUGCGAUGAAUCAAAUCAUCAAAUGGAAAAACACCAUGUUCACCAGGACAACAGCACCGGUGCACAUCGCCGUCAUAGGCGGCACGGGAAUCUCUUCUCUUCCUGGCUUUGAGCUUGCCGCCACUCUCGACAUCGACACCCCGUGGGGCAAGCCCUCCUCCCCCAUUGCCAUUCUGCAGCAUCCCUCCCCCACCACGGGCAAGCCUAUCCCCAUUGCCUUCCUCUCACGCCAUGGCCUGCAUCAUGAAUACGCGCCUCACGAGGUCAAGAAUCGGGCCAACAUUGCCGCACUGCGCCACAUCGGCGUGCGCACCAUCAUCGCCUUUUCUGCCGUGGGCUCGCUGCAGGAAGAGGUUCGGCCGCGCGACUUCAUAGUGCCAGAUCAGAUCAUCGACCGCACAAAGGGCAUCCGUCCAUUUACAUUCUUCGAAGGCGGCAUGGUCGGUCACGUAGGCUUCGGCGACCCCUUUGACAAGAAGCUCGCCGAAAUCGUACGACGCUGCGGGCACGCGCUCGAAGGCGAGGGCGUAACACUACACGACAAAGGCACAAUCAUCUGCAUGGAGGGCCCACAGUUUAGCACCCGCGCCGAGUCAAACCUCUACCGUACAUGGGGCGGCAGCGUCGUCAACAUGUCUGCAUUACCAGAGGCCAAACUCGCGCGCGAAGCAGAGAUUGCCUAUCAGAUGAUCUGCAUGGCCACUGACUAUGACUGCUGGAGAGGCGACGGCGAGGAGGAUGUCAACGUAGCCAUGGUCAUGGCGCAUAUGAAGGCCAAUGCGGAGAAUGCGAGGCGCUUUGUUGGUGCGGUGCUCAAUGAGUUGAGCAAGGAGGAACACGGCGAGCAAGUGCUUGCAAAGCAUUUGGAUGGCCAAAUGAAGGGCGCGGGAGCCAUGACGAAGAAGGAGGGCAGAGGUAAGGAGGCGGAGAAGAAGCUGCAGUGGCUGUUCCCUGGCUAUCUCGACUAG
Molecule: messenger RNA, 1071 nt
Organism: Plenodomus lingam JN3
Lineage: Eukaryota; Fungi; Ascomycota; Dothideomycetes; Pleosporales; Leptosphaeriaceae
Biological process (GO): nucleoside metabolic process
Cellular component (GO): cytosol
Molecular function (GO): S-methyl-5-thioadenosine phosphorylase activity
Source: RefSeq, a predicted model, not a curated record